Messenger RNA from Cetraspora pellucida, 429 nucleotides. Lineage: Eukaryota; Fungi; Glomeromycota; Glomeromycetes; Diversisporales; Gigasporaceae. The record is from the annotation of a GenBank genome assembly.
UAAAAAAAUUAAAUGAUUUAACGUCCGAAGAGCUUAAAAAUGCUGAUGCUCUUUUUUGUGUUAAUCAACCAAAUUUACCAAAAGAGAGAGCGUGGAAAGGACAGAAGUAUAUACAAUUUACUUUAGAACCUAAGACCUAUUGCCCACAAUGCCAUGAUAAAAACCAUAUGUUUGAUAUCCGUGCAACUUAUCAAGAAUCUUCUGAUAUACCUACAAGUUAUGUUAGAAUGGAUUCCGCAAAAUGGAGAACAGUACUUCCUUUUAAUAUAACAAAGCUCCACAAGAAUUCAACAUUUAUUUCGUUUAUCGCUUCUCAUCUUACCGAGUUCAGGAAAACAUUUAUUCCAAGUAUUGAGGCCCAUAUUCCUGUCGCAUCCUUUGGUGGCGUUAAUCAUAACACAGAUUGGAAUACUUAUCCUGAAUGCGAGG